Molecule: messenger RNA, 3049 nt
Organism: Thamnophis elegans (Western terrestrial garter snake)
Lineage: Eukaryota; Metazoa; Chordata; Lepidosauria; Squamata; Natricidae
Product: zinc finger and SCAN domain-containing protein 30-like
Exons: 7
Coding region: 522-2723 (733 amino acids)
Biological process (GO): regulation of transcription by RNA polymerase II
Molecular function (GO): DNA-binding transcription factor activity, RNA polymerase II-specific; RNA polymerase II cis-regulatory region sequence-specific DNA binding
Source: RefSeq, a predicted model, not a curated record
CUGGAGGAUGGGUGUGUAUAAUAUUGGCAAGGCCUCUUCCUGCCUUGUAGGAAACUACCCGGAGAACAACAAGAGGCCAACAGCCAACACCACCACCCCAUUCCCAUCUACGCCAGGGGAACGCCGUAGAUUGUGGGGGCAAAGCAUUAAUGCGCAGCGAUGAAUUUGGAUGGCGGGUGCUCUCAGAAGAAUCAGCUGGGCGUCUCUCCAAGGAAGAAAAUUAUCUCUGCUGACCAGAAAUGCUGCUGGUCCCUUCCUUGAGUGAUUUCUUCUUCUUUCUUUUUACUGAAAUCUUCCAAAGUUUGUGGGCCUCACCAGAAGAUCCGCCUGGUUCCUCCUUUGUAAUCAUUCAUCUUUGUCUUUGAAAGCUAUCUUUCAAAGUAGAGACUACAAUUGUUCAUGAGCUUAUUUGGCUUCGAAACCUUCGCCAUUGCGGCUUUGAAAAGCUCCUGUCCGCCUCAACCGGGACCUUUCCUCCAUUAUAUGUGGCCCUUGCCUUCUGCAAAGCGUUAGCUGCCAAAAUGGCUACCGAACUGAGGGCUGGAGGAGCCGCCUUUCUCUCCUUGCAGAAUGUUCUGGGACACCCCCCAAAAAAGCCUGAGGAGGAAGCCCAAGUGCGGGCUCUAGACGCGGAUGGGGAACGGACGGUCCCUCGGGUCAUUCAGGUUGGCACCAUUGGAGAAUUUCUAGGCUGGAUGCCUCCCCAAGAGAUAAUCCAAGGAUCAGAAGAAGGUUUGGCUCAACGCUGGGAGACCCAGUGGCAGGAAGUCUUGAAGGCGGUCCAGCCUCGUCCUCCUGGGUUGGGGACUCCACACCAGACAAAACCUUUCCCCUGGGACUCCUGCGAGUCCGUCCCCAACACCAGCCAGUGGUCGAAUGGAGAAAGUGUUCCUCAGUUCUUGGUGGUCAACAACGGAGAGUUACGUCCUCGGAUCCUUUAUGGUCCAGGGGUGGAAGAAAACAGGCCGAUGAAGCACUUACUUGUGGACCAAGAGGCUCUCUUGACCGAGGCACAGCGCCAACGUUUUAGGCAGUACAGUUACCAAGAAGCUGAAGAGCCUCAAGAGGUUUGCAAAAGACUCCGGGAAUUUUGCCGUCAAUGGCUGAUGCCAGAGAAACACUCCAAAGAGCAGAUCCUGGAACUGGUGAUCUUGGAGCAAUUCCUGGCCAUCCUCCCUCCAGAGAUGCAGGGCUGGGUCAGAGUCCGUUGUCCUCAGACUUGCUCCCAGGCCGUGGGCCUCGCAGAAGAGUUCCUCAGGAGUCAGAAGCAAGAGAUUAAGGUGCUGGAACCAUGCACAGAAGUGGUGAUGAUCUCCUUGGAGGCUGAAGGAUCCCUGGCAGCCUCUGGAUCUAACAGCCUCCUUUGUGGAGAAGCUGAACGGAAAGACGGUCAGGAUCCCAACUCAGUGGGUGGCCCCGCCAUGAGCAGGAAUCCCCUGGGAGUUUCUCAGCCAAGGGAUCCCGAGCUUCCCGUGUUGUUUGGAUCCUUAAUGGGGAAACCAGGAUCCCUCGAGAGCAGAGAAGGGCUGGUGCAGAAGAACCCAACGGAGCCCAUCCCGAAAGGGGAUGGGGCAAGGCUUUGCAGCGAAGGGGUGUACGAGACGGUGGUCCGUCUGGAGGAGCACGGACACUGGUGCCUCGAAUGCGGCGAAAGCUUUCAAGACGCCUUGGAGCUUCAGAAUCACCAGAAUUCCCAUUCGGGUCGGAAGCGUCCGGAGUGUCCAGAAUGCGGGAAAAGCUUCCGGGACCUUUCGCACGUUCUCCGGCAUCAAACCGUCCACACGGGAGAGAAACCCUACGCCUGCUUCAAAUGUGGACAGAGUUUCACCCAGAAACCAGCACUUAAUCGGCAUCUGAGAAAACAUUUGGAAAGCCAGAGUGACUCAGGUUUCGUCCUGAGUAUGAAAACCCCAAGGACAGACAUGGGUAGUCGUAAGCGGCCAGAGUGCUUGGCAUGUGGGAAGAGUUUCCGGGACGUUUCUCAGGUCCUUCGGCAUCAGACGGUCCAUACGGGAGAGAGGCCUUACAGCUGCCUUGAGUGUGGGCAAUGCUUCACCCAAAAGCCAGCCCUCAACCGACACAAGAGGAAACACCUCAAAGGCGAAACCUACGAAGGGGACCAAGAAUGGCACGGGAACCAGGAAAAUAGCCACUGGGAUGGGGCAACCCCUUCUUGGGCCUGGCCUAACCAAACAUUCCCCGAGAACGGAGUCGGCCCCUUGGCCAGCAGCCUGGGACAGCAGCCACCAACCAAUCAACAUCCCGAAGCUGCUUCCGGCAUGGACCAGGAAGGCAAAACGGCGAGGAAAACCACCAGCCGUCGGGGACAGAAGAAAUACUGGUGCUUUAUCUGCAUCAAAGGCUUUCGGGACAAGGCAGAUUUGGUGAGGCACGACCGGAUCCACACAGGAGAGAAACCUUAUACCUGCCCGGACUGCGGACGGAAAUUCAGCUACACCUCCAGCUUGUACAAACACCAGCUGAUCCACAGGAGAGCGGACAGCCAGAAAGGGAACCAGCUCAGAGAGGUGUCCACGGACUACGAUACGGGUGGUUUUUCAGCCGUCCGCACGGCUCCCUUGGCUUGUCUUGAGGGCGACGAGGGGUGGCGGAAUGGGGUGAAGUUGGAGGCGACUGAGGUAAAACCAUCCACGGAGGUCUUAUCGGCAGGAAAGGCCCACACGCAAUCAAGUGACUUCGCUUUCGACAUUUCAGCGACGUAAUUCAAAGCGGUCGGCUUCACUUUCCUGCACCUGGUGCGUUUCGGACUUUAGCACCCGCGAAUUCUAGCUUGAACGGAGAAGAGACGCUUGGCUAGUUGAGAAAAGCGAUUCAGUCCAAACCAACCAGCCGAAUCCCUCCCUCCACAGGUGGGUGGGUGGGUAUACAUGCACCCACCGCCCGAUUCUGUGUAUAUAUGUACGUAAAAGACACUUUCUUACCUUUGACCAUCGUUACAUUAUUAAUAUUAUUAUUUUAUGCACAAUAAUACUUCAGUGACCUCCGUUUACAGUUUUCCGUUCUCUGUUCCAAUAAAAGGCUAAGCCAA